AUGGCCGACGACCGGUACCGCCAGGACCGUCCUCAACACAUUCGCCCUGAGGAUCAGGCAUCUCAGCUGUCUCGCCACCAUCCUUCCUCAGCAGACGAGCCUCGCGCAUCGUCAGACUCGUCUCGGGCCACCAUGGCUGCAUCUGUUACUCUUCCUUCGAUUCACGACCCCCGUUCUAGCGGCUACGGUGCACCUCCCCCUUCUGGCGGUCGAGGCUACUCGCAUGAUCCUCGCUACGCUUCACCAAACGCAGUAAACGGCUAUCCACCUCCACCAGGCGGUCAGCAACCGCCGGCUUCUUACUUACCCCCAAUGCAGUCGCAGGAUCCGAGAGGCGCCCCCUACCCCCCUCCGGAUCACAGGGGCUCUUACUAUGAUGAUCGCAGAGGACCGCCUCAUCCCGAUGCCGCCUAUGCUCAAGAUGCCUAUUUCUAUCGAGGACCCCCCGGUGCUCCUCCAAAUGGAUAUCCCCGGCCUCAUCCUGGAGCAUACGGCCCAGAGUACGCCCAAGCCGGCAACGCGCCUCCCGCAAUGGCCCAAGCUGCUCCUCGACAGCGAACUUCCAUUGCCUGCAGGUAUUGCCGAAAACGAAAGAUUCGAUGUAGCGGGUAUCAGAGUGCUCCCGGUGGAAAAUGUCAAAAUUGCGCUCGAAUGAACCAGGAAUGCAUCUUCCAGCCUGUUUCUUCCUCAAGCUCAACAGCAUUUAUUCCGGUUUCCGCAGUGCCUGGCGGAGUUCCCCCUGGCACCCAGCUUUUUGGAGCAUAUGGCCAACCUUUGGCUCCCAACUCCGUACCGCCUUCUCAUCAUUAUGCGGCUGCUGGCGGCCCGCCUCCAGGCGCCGCCACCGCCGGCAACUACUACCAGCCAAUGCAGUCGCCAACUGAUUCUUACUCGUCAUACGGAGGAGACCCGAGAGGGGACGAUCAAAUAGCUGGCCGACGACGCCGUCGCACGCCCGAGGAGCAGGAAGAAGGAUAUCGCCUUCCUCCACCACGAAACACUUUGCCCGACGAGGACCUUCGUAGAAGGUCACCUGCCGAGGCAUCAAGCAACGGCAGUCCCGGCGGGCUUGGGCACCUCCCAUAUCAGAGCGCGGGUGCAAGACAGAGUCCUCGAAAUCCCUCUUUGCCACACGCACCUACCAGCGCGAGCCACGGACCUGGUGCAACUGGCGGCCGCUCGCCCGGAGGACAAAACGGCUCAAGCGGAGCCUCAACGCCAUCGCAGGCUCAGCGCCAGCCUCAGCAGGCGUCUUCCUCGGUGAUGAGCCUGAGCAAUCUUGUUGACAAGACCGACAUUGACAAAGGAAUGAUUGACCGGCUAAACAGGCCUCGGGAUAUCAAGGGCUCGCCACCCACAGGACCGCGACCAGACACGACCCGUUGA
This is a messenger RNA of Pochonia chlamydosporia 170, 1386 nucleotides long. RefSeq names its product C6 transcription factor. Gene Ontology annotation, molecular function: zinc ion binding; DNA-binding transcription factor activity, RNA polymerase II-specific. The record is from RefSeq and is a predicted model, not a curated record. Gene Ontology annotation, biological process: regulation of DNA-templated transcription. Bases 1 to 1386 code for a protein of 461 amino acids. The transcript is spliced from 2 exons. Lineage: Eukaryota; Fungi; Ascomycota; Sordariomycetes; Hypocreales; Clavicipitaceae.